AGAGGGCAAACUUUGACCCACAUUCACACACUCGCCAGUUGCCAAUCAUAGCGGUCGGUUGUCCCUGCGCCCUGAUCUUGCUAACCGUUGUUGGAAAGUAGACUCUCUAGAGGAAACAAUAUGAAGACUGUAGCAGUUUUGAUCGCGAUGGCGGCGACUCUGGCAACUUGUGAUGCCUUCAACUGCCACGAGUGCAGCAGCCCCAAGAGCGAAGCGUGCGGAGAGACCUUCAGUGCCACUAGUGCCACCACAGUGACCUGUGACACCGCGUGCUUCAAGGCCGUUACCAAAGUGGAAACCAUACUAGGCUCUAGCACAACGUACUCCAGAGGCUGCUCCACUACUACUCCAAAUUCCAUGUCCUGCUCCAAAGACAGCGGUGGCAUCUCCGGCCUCGCUAGCGGCUCCACCGAGGCUUGCUACUGUAACAGUGAAUUGUGCAACUCCGCCUCCAACCUGCUGCCCUCUAUCGUUCAGAUCGUCAUGAUUGUCGCUGCAGCUCUUUUCUUCCAGAAGUUUUAGAAUGUAUCUUAUGAUGUGUAGCAUUUUGGAUCGUGACUGAGAAAUGACGAAUACUGCGAAAAAAGAUUUUUCAUUAUGAUACUAAAGACUGAUUUCCAAGUUACUGAAGGUCCGUUUAUUUCAGAUUAACAAACGUACUAGGAAAGACGAUGCUGUGAACAUAGUUACGAUUCUUUCAUUCUCGUUACUUCGUGUAAUGGCUUCUCGUGUUGAUUAAUAUUAAUAUACUGAAUUUGCGAACACGAUAAGAUUUCUAAUUGCUUUUAGAAAAGCAACCAAUAUUUUUUACAUUAAAGUACUAAUCUUUCUUUUCUAUUUUCAUAAUUCUCAAGAUCUCUGUCUAACAAAUAUUUUUGAGAGUGAAAUAUUUGAAUAAAUUGUCAAAUUUA
Lingula anatina is the source of this 911-nucleotide messenger RNA. RefSeq lists its product as uncharacterized. Gene Ontology annotation, biological process: positive regulation of voltage-gated potassium channel activity; regulation of synaptic transmission, cholinergic; sleep. Lineage: Eukaryota; Metazoa; Brachiopoda; Lingulata; Lingulida; Lingulidae. The record is from RefSeq and is a predicted model, not a curated record.